AUGGCGAUGGAAGCGAGGAGGACAGGUGGAGCGGAGUCAGGACAGGACAGGACCGAGUCCUCCAAGAAGUGGAUUGGUGGGCAGAGCGGCGACGAGGACGACGGCAACGAAUCGGGCCGCCCGACCCAGAUGAAAAAGACACGGAAAUUGGGAGGCGGCGAACGCGAACGCUCUCAUUUCUCUGAGUGGGGAGACGGGAGAGUGGACGCCACAGGAAUUCGGAAUGCGGGGGCCAGGAGGAGUACUGCGCCCCCACGAAUGAUUGCGACGCGGAGGAGGAGACUGAAGGAAGUGGGGAGGGAAGACGAGGAGGGGUUUGGGGAUUGA
Molecule: messenger RNA, 327 nt
Organism: Miscanthus lutarioriparius
Lineage: Eukaryota; Viridiplantae; Streptophyta; Magnoliopsida; Poales; Poaceae
Source: the annotation of a GenBank genome assembly